Meloidogyne enterolobii is the source of this 1903-nucleotide messenger RNA. The record is from the annotation of a GenBank genome assembly. NCBI's taxonomy places the organism in Eukaryota, Metazoa, Nematoda, Chromadorea, Rhabditida, Meloidogynidae.
UUAUUUUAUUUUACUUUUUUUUGUUGCAAUGAAUGGACAGCCUGAUAUUAUACAAAAUCCACAACCGCCAAAUUAUCAUGCAAUACACAAAUCUGUGAUUGAUAUGUUUCCUGAUUUGGACUUGACAAAAGUUCUCUCAGAUUUUGGGCAUCUAGGUUCGGAGCAACUUGCAGACAUUAUUCUCAACACAGUUAAGAACAUUCCAAAGAAACGGCGAGCUUCGAAACGGAAAGCGUCGGAUGUCGGUCUUGAAGCUGAAGGUGGUCCUCCAAGUGUUGGGUCUGAACAGUCUUUCACUUCGGAAAAUUCAAAUACAAUCGGGAGGUUAUUGAUUGACAAAAUGUUAUGGGAUAUGUAUCAAGUAUUGGUGUCUGAAUUGAACAAAAGCAAAGAAUUGUCUAAAGAUGGAGUCAAGUUUAAUUUUUUGAAGACUGCUCUGGCUGAUCGCUUCCCAACUAUUAGGCUUGAAUUCAUUAGCAAAAUGCUUUCAAUCUUCAAUGGAGCUGUAUUUCCUGUUGCAAUUUCCUGCUUCUUUCUUGAAAAUAACUUUACCGACAAGCUGCGUCGAUUUCUUCCUUCCAAGUUUAUCACCGCAAAUUUUUGGCUUACUGCGACUGCACCUUUACUUAAAAAACGGGCCAAGAAAACUUGCGUGAAUGUUACUGAUGAUUUUGUUAAACAAUUCAAAUUGUAUACUGAUCUCUUGGCAGGUUACCGCGAUGGGGAAUAUGGUGCUCUGUUAACUCCAGAAUUAAAACUUUCCAAUUACGAUCAAGUUGAAUGGGUACGUCCACCAGAAGAAGAACGUAUAGAAUGUCUUGUUUGUUUUGACAUGGUCCCAUUUAACCGCAUCAUUUUCUGCAACGUUCCAGCUACCUCAGCUCGCGAUUUUCUAGCUUCUCAGUUGGCGGCUUUUGACGAACCUGGUCCUAGCAGGGUAAUCUAUGAGGAGCUCAAAGAAAACGGUAAAGAAAAGUCUGAAUCUCAAGUCCAUGCUUUCUGUCGGACAUGUGUUCGUGGAUCAGCUUCAGCGGCGGUUGGCGAAAUUCCUAUGGCCAAAGGUGGAGUUGGACUGCGUUGUAUGGUGCCUGAUUGCGAAAAUCCAAUUCUUUACUCUGAAAUUCGUGUGCUUCUUUCAAAGGAAGUACAAAAGAAAUUGGACGAAAGAAUUGUUGAGGAGAAUCUUGGAAUGGCUUCUCUUACUAAUUUGGAACGUUGUAAGAAAUGUAAUUUUGCUAUUGACAUGGAAGUUGACAAGACUGUCAACAAAGUUUUUGAUUGUAUAGCUUGUGAGUAUAAAAUGUGUCGUCUUUGUGAACGUGAUUGGGACGACGAACAUUUUGGUUAUAGUUGUGAGGAGCUUGAUGCAAAGAAUAAAAAGGAGAAGCGGGACAGAGCACUUGAAAAACAAUUGAACGAAGCACUCAUUCGCAAAUGUCCAAGGUGUGCUGUUCAAUUUGUCAAAGAAGCUGGUUGUAAUAAAAUGACUUGUCGCUGUGGAAUGACUCAAUGUUAUUUAUGCAGAGAGUCUGGUAUUAGUUAUGAUCAUUUUUGCCAACAUGUCCGUGAUCCGAAUAGACCGUGGAAUGAAAUUUGCAAAACUUGCAAGAAGAAGUGCCUUCUCCAUGAAGAUCCAAAAAAGAGAGAUGAACAAUUACUUAAAGAAAUUCGUGAAAAAGGAGUUGUUGAUUCACCAGUAGCUGUAACAAAUACUGAUAGUGUACAAAUUGUUCGUGUACAACCUCCUCAGCAACAACUUCCUGCUCUUCCGCCAUUUGUUCCUCCACGUCUACCAUGGCAAAAUCAGCCGGUUGAUCCACGUCUACCAUUAGGAAAUCAACAACGUGGUGGGACACCAGUUCCUCCUCCACCAGUUCAUGAAAGGUGCCAAAUUGCAAAUUGA